AUGGAGGCGGUUCUGGACUCUUUCUCCGCCCUGGACUCUUUCUCCUUCCACGACCACUUCUUCUCCGAGCAGGUGGACCAGGUGGACCAGGUGGACCAGGUGGACCAGGUGGACCACGUAGACCACAUGGAGCAGAUGGAGGACGAGAUGGACUUCCUGUCCGAGGACUACCAGUACUACGCGGACCUGACCGACCUGUCCUUGUCCUCCUCUUCGUCCUCGUCCUCGUCGUCCUCCCCGGCUGCGUGUCUGAAGCGGCGGCGGCGGCGGACGCGCUCCGACACGGAGACUUUGCAGCUGCGUCAGGCCGCCAACGUGCGCGAGCGCCGCCGCAUGCAGUCCAUCAACGACGCCUUCGAGGGGCUGCGCGCGCACAUCCCCACGCUGCCCUACGAGAAGAGGCUGUCCAAGGUGGACACGCUGCGUCUGGCCAUAGGUUAUAUUAACUUCCUGGCUGAGUUGGUGCGAUCAGACCUGCCAGUCCGCAAUCAGGGCACAGGUGGAGACACGCAUGCGCAGCCCAAGAAAGUCAUCAUCUGUCACCGCGGGACACGAUCCCCCUCCCCCAGCGACCCUGACUAUGGUCUACCCCCCCUGGCGGGUCACUCCCUGUCCUGGUCCAAUGAGAAGCUCCUGCGGGAGCAGAACCUCAUCCGCACGGCCAAGGUCUGGACCCCCGAGGACCCUCGCAAGGUCCAAAGCAAGUCUGGACUCCUGGGGGCCAACAUCGAGAACGAGCCGCCCUUCUGCCCGCUGCACGCAUGAACACACACGCACACACACACACA
Molecule: messenger RNA, 788 nt
Organism: Nerophis lumbriciformis (worm pipefish)
Lineage: Eukaryota; Metazoa; Chordata; Actinopteri; Syngnathiformes; Syngnathidae
Gene: ptf1a
Product: pancreas associated transcription factor 1a
Biological process (GO): regulation of transcription by RNA polymerase II; developmental process
Molecular function (GO): DNA-binding transcription factor activity, RNA polymerase II-specific; RNA polymerase II transcription regulatory region sequence-specific DNA binding; protein dimerization activity
Source: RefSeq, a predicted model, not a curated record